AGAGAGAGAGAGAGAGAGAGAGAGAGAGAGAGAGAUUAUCAGCGUUUAAUAUUUAUGGCAGAUUAAUCAUUUAAAACACGGUUGGCUAAACGCAAACCAGGUAAGGACUUUGAAAAACCGCUUCCGCAAUCGUAACGUUUGACGUCAACGUCAGGGGAGAGAACAACAUCUGAUGAAAGGCUGCCUGCAGCCAGCAGCAGUAAAGUGAACCGAGACACGGACUACUAGCGCCACUGAGAACACCUUCGACCCGACACGUCGGUUUCCCCUAGAAGUCCCAGCGGACCCGAACCGCCUUCGGGAUGACAGGUUCGUGGAGCACCGAAGGGUCAAGCGCAUGAUGACAUCCAUUCCCAACGCGACCAGCCGCCGGGGCUAACAUCCCUUAGCCGCUAACGGUCUCGGCACCGAGCUGCCCUGCUAGCCGGUGGCCGUCACUAACCUUGGUAGGCAUCAGAAGAAGACUAUUCAUAGAAACAUGUCCCCGGUCAUUCAAAUACGCCCAUUCGUGUUACCGUCCCAUUGCGUUACUUGCCUUGUAGUAGGCCUACAUGGUCAUCAGUCUCAUCUUGAAUCGUAGUUUGGGCUCACUCUGCUAGCGGAGGUAACGUUACACCAAGUGGGAACGAGAGCUUGUCACAGCCUUAAAACAACUCGAACCAGAACAAGAAAUGACCAGUGAAUCAGGGACAUCCGUGCCGUGUGAAGCCAAACCACCUCCCUCCUCCGGUCGCCCACGCCUCAACCACUCCGAGUCGGAACCAGACCUCGGGCCGAACCCCAAGACCUUCACGCGGCUGUGCAGCCGGGACGAGGAGGACCGAGCCGCGGCGCUCGAUGAGCUGACCCAGGCGGUGCUCGCGCGGUUAGGGCUGGACCGGCCCGGUUCCGAGCGCCUGUGCGCGUCGACUCUCCUGCAUCUGCUACGGUUGUCUCGGUCGUGUCCGCUGUCCGAGGUCCGAGAGAGGGCAGCCAAACUGCUUCGCACUGCACAGGAGCGAGGAGUUGAAGUACCACGGGCUCUAACUUCAGGUUCAAGUGCAUUUAUCCCAGCUAAAGAGAUGCAGAAGGAGGGGAUCGAACAGGAUGUGCUGCUCGAUGCCUUCUUCUCGCUGGGACGUCUGGACAACAUCACCAUGGCGAUGGGGCUGCACCCAGCCUACCUCAGCUGCUUCCUGAGGACUCAGCACGCUCUGCUGGAUCUGGACGGGCCCCUUCCAAGUCUCUGGAGACACUAUAUCGUCAUCAUGGCAGCGGCGAGGCACCAGUGCUCCUACCUGGUCCAGCAGCACAGCGCGGCCUACCUGGAGGCGGGCGGGGACGAGAGCUGGCUGGGCGGCGUGCAGCAGGCCCCCGCCAAGCUGCGCAGCCUGCAGGGCCUCAACAAGCUGCUGGCUCACAGGCCCUGGCUCAUCACACAGCAGCACAUACAGGAGCUGGUGUGUCCGGGGGCGGAGUCUCGCUGGUCAUUGGCUGAACUGAUCCAUGCGGUGAUUCUCAUGGCGCACGCCCAUUCGCUGUCCUCCUUCGUGUGGGGCUGCGGGGUGAACCCUGAGCCUGACCACACAGGAGGCCACGCCUUCAGCCCUCCGUCGCCCAAUCACCUGCCCUGCGGCCCCCAUAGCCCCGCCCACGAGGACGGCAGGCAAGAGCUGACGGACGGCGUGAUGGAGGUGGAGGUGCUGAUGAAGAGGAUGGCUGAGCUCCAGGAGCAGGAGGAGGAGUGCACCCAGGAGGAGAUGCUCACACGCUUUGAGCGGGAACGCAGCGAGAGCAUCCCCACCGCGGUGGUGCGGGGAGCCCCUCCGGAGGUGGUGCUCCGCCUGGUGGAGGACCCAGAGUUCAGUUAUGAGGACUUUGCCCCCCGGGGAGAGCAGGCCCCGCCAACCAUGAGGGCACAGGACUACUCCUGGGAGGACCAUGGCUACUCCCUGGUGAACCGGCUCCUUCCAGACAUGGGACAGUUGCUGGACGAGAAGUUCCAGGUGGUGAGCAACCUGACCUACCACAGGAUGGCCAUGCAUGAGGGCGUGGACACCUACACCCUGAGGAAAGCCCUGUGGAACUACAUCCACUGCCUCUACGGCAUACGCUACGAUGACUACGACUACGGCGGCGUCAACGUGCUGCUGGAGCGCUCCCUGAAGGUGUUCGUCAAGACGGUGGCCUGUCACCCCGAGCAGACCACCGCGCGCAUCUACCACGCCUUCUGGAGGCACUUCAAGCACUCUGAGAAGGUUCAUGCCAACCUGAUUGUCAUGGAGGCUCGACUUCAGGCUGCGCUUCUCUACACUUUGCGAGCCAUCACACAUUACAUGAGAUGACACACACACACACACACACACACACACACACACACACACACACACACACACACACACACACACACACACACGCACACGCACACGCAUGCUGAUCCUGAGCCAGUGAGACGAUUUAAGGCUUGUCCCAUCAUCAUCACACACACACACACACACACACACACACACACACACACACACACACACACACACACACACACACACACACACACACACACACACACACACACACACACACACACACACACACACACACACACACACACACACACACACACACACUGCAGUGGUGUGUCUGGUUUUUGAACAUCUUCUUUUGUCCAUGUAUAUCAUGGUUUUGCGUUAUUGCUGCUUUCUACCUGUGAAUCAUUUUUGGAUAUUUAAAGAGAAAAUCUGCCUUGUUAAGCUUGUUUUGCACUGAAAUAAUUAAGGCUAAGUUUCUUGGCGUGAGCCUCAAGUAUUUAGCUGAAUACCCUACCUGCAAUGAACGUACGUGCACAUCUUUUUACACACUGGCACACCCCAGGAAGACUCACUCAGUGACCACUUCGUUAGUAGCCUCGUUUGACUUAAUGUCAACUCUAAUCCUUUUGUCAAUCCUCCUCCAAACACCCAUUCACACAACGUUUCCACCAGAGGUGCAAACGUUUUUUAACACUAUACUCUUCCAACUCAAGAGGUCGAGAACAAGACAUAGCUACUCAAAUCCACGGACAAAGUACUUUAAAUAAAUGUCACUAUGUUCAGUCUGAAUGUGAAAAGAAACCGAACCAUCCGAUCCGACCAUAUCACGGCAUGCUCUGAUGCUCUGUGUUCCUUGCCAUCUGAUUGGCUGAAUGUGUAUUUGCUUUAUUGAACUGUUACCCAACGAAGUGGCCACUGAGUACACGCACACGCGCGCGCGCACACACACAGACACACACACACACACACACACACACACACACACACACACACACACACGUGUGUAUGCAUAUAUACAUACACACAAUCACACAGUGACGUACAAACCUGCACAUGUAUCGAUGCAUAUCUGGGGUGCCUGGGCCCAGCUGCAUGUGGAGGGAGGCCCACCAGACCAUCCAUUUCAAAGUGUUUCUAUCUCGGCACUGUUGUUGUUUGUUGGAGAUAACUGCGGUUUAACUGUUUUGACCGAGGGCCGCUCUCCUCCUGCAGGAGAUAAAUCAGUAGAUGCAUCAUCAUUGACCCCCUUGCUCAGUUGAGAAAAGAAAAAAAAAAAACUUGUAUUUUUAUAAACAAUAAAAGCUACUUUGGUAUCAAAAAAAACA
Messenger RNA from Gadus macrocephalus (Pacific cod), 3610 nucleotides. RefSeq names its product sestrin 2 (gene sesn2). Lineage: Eukaryota; Metazoa; Chordata; Actinopteri; Gadiformes; Gadidae. The record is from RefSeq and is a predicted model, not a curated record. Gene Ontology annotation, molecular function: oxidoreductase activity, acting on peroxide as acceptor; L-leucine binding. The coding region runs from base 672 to 2324 and encodes 550 amino acids. Gene Ontology annotation, cellular component: nucleus. Gene Ontology annotation, biological process: cellular response to L-leucine; cellular response to leucine starvation; regulation of response to reactive oxygen species. The transcript has 11 exons.